Messenger RNA from Penicillium robsamsonii, 2034 nucleotides. RefSeq lists its product as uncharacterized. NCBI's taxonomy places the organism in Eukaryota, Fungi, Ascomycota, Eurotiomycetes, Eurotiales, Aspergillaceae. Bases 1 to 2034 code for a protein of 677 amino acids. The transcript is spliced from 3 exons. The record is from RefSeq and is a predicted model, not a curated record.
AUGGAGUAUUGUUUUACCUACCUUGCUCGCAGGUCGAAUCGAUCUUCGGUGUUGAUACUCAGUCAAGAACCCCUGAAGCCCCAAGAGACUUACAAAGCUGUGAACAUUGUGUUGUCUACUGAUCGUUGCGAUUUGAAAUCGUGUGUGAAUGACAACCGCAGCAAACUGAGAGGACUCAACCCAAGCUUCGGACUUUUAGCGAUCAUGGCUCUGGUUACCGUAUGUGGGUUGUUGCUUUGGGGGCACCUCCCAUCAGCUUUUUCGUUCCAGAGCGAAUUGCAGUCUAUUGCAGGCUUGUCAUCCCAACCGCCUAGCUCAACUGGGUUGCAAGACUUUUUCCAGCUCUAUCAGCCAAUAUCGCUCGAUUCCAGUGGAAACGGCAACUGCAAUAUCGAGAUGUUGCUUAUGGAUCAUGUAUUUGGAGUCAGCUAUGGUGUACCAUUUGUUGGCGACUAUGAGCCCCCAAACUGCGAUUUUGAUACUGUACGAAUCAAUCUCACUGUCACUUCUCGGGGAAAACAGUAUGACCGCCUGGCACUCAUGUACCUUGGAGACAAUGAAGUUUUCCGGACCUCAACGGCAGAGCCGACAGUCAAUGGGAUAGUCUGGACCUAUAUCAAAGAGAUGUCGCAGUACAACUCGCUAUGGAAAAGCCCCCAGAAGCUGAUAUUUGACCUGGGAAAUAUCAUUAACGAUGUGUACACCGGCUCGUUCAAUGCCACACUAACAGCGCACUUCUCUACGGGGCAGAAUGUCAAGACGGCGGAUAUGAUUCUUCCAAUCUCAGCCAAAAGAGCAGCUUCGAACUCUUCAAGCGCUUUCCAACUUCCCACAGACAACACGACAGUCAUGUAUGAGAUCCCUGCUGCGGCAUCGCGUGCUGUUAUCUCAAUAUCGGCAUGUGGACAAUCAGAAGAAGAGUUCUGGUGGUCCAAUGUUUUCUCUGAGGAUACCCAAGAUUUUGAAAGCACUAUAGGUGGGCUAUAUGGGUACACUCCCUUUCGUGAAGUCCAGCUCUAUAUCGACGGGAUCCUUGCCGGGCUUUUCUGGCCAUUCCCCAUUAUUUUCACCGGAGGUGUGGCUCCGGGAUUCUGGCGUCCUGUCGUUGGGAUCGAUGCAUUUGAUCUUCGACAGCCGGAGAUUGAUAUUUCCCCAUUUCUCGCCAUGAUUCAAGACGGGAAACAACAUUCGUUUGAGAUCCGGGUGACUGGUCUUGAUGUCUCCGCAAAUGGGAGUGCCACAUUUGCAAAUACUGUGGGCUCAUACUGGGUGGUAACAGGAAAUAUUUUUAUAUAUAUCGAUGACGACAGCUCAACCCCUAAAACCACUAGCACCCGUGGCGAUAAGGCGCCCACAGUGGAUGCUCCCUUGCCAGUGAUUUCUGUGACUCGGAACCUUGUUCACAACGAGACCGGAGGAAAUGAUUCCUUGUCGUACUCUGUGGCUGUCGAGCGAGUUUUCAGUGCAACAUCUUCUCUAUACUCGUGGUCUCAGACAUUAUCCUUCUCCAACCACGGUCUCCUCAAUCAGCAAGGAUACAGUCAAGUCAACAGACAACUCACAACAGGCAAUAACACUAUCACCGAGCUUGGAGAUACACCCAUUUCAAACAGCGUUGCAUUCCAAUACCCCUUGAUUGUUAAUGCGACUUACGGUAUCACCUCGAAUGGGAUGACGAUUGACUCUUGGAUGAAGAGAGGUCUCGAUUUUGAUGCAACAGGAGGGCUCGGUAUUUCCACUUAUACUUUGACCUCGGGGCCAUCAAAUCUACAUACAACUCAGUCUGGCAAGGCGAAAUAUAAAUCCAUCACUGGUGGAAAGUCAAGCUCUUGGGGCGACACCAACAAUAUGUUCGCCAGUCAGAUAAAUGGGCAAUCAUACCACCGAUUUGUCCAUGCAGUCAAUGGUACCGUUGUACAUGACACCGACCCUAAAGGCAAGACCUUGACUCCUUCUCCACAAAAUCAUGGGGAUACUGGGAGAGACAGUGUGAGGGCUAUAAUUGGAAAGGGACCUGGAUCUCUCGUAAAUUAG